Messenger RNA from Angiostrongylus costaricensis, 315 nucleotides. NCBI's taxonomy places the organism in Eukaryota, Metazoa, Nematoda, Chromadorea, Rhabditida, Metastrongylidae. The record is from the annotation of a GenBank genome assembly.
CUGGACUCACCAAGCUUCUCAGCUCCUCGACGUUGGAAGCCUAGUACAAAACUUGUCCAGAAAAAACUUACUGUUUACAAACCAAGUGGGAGCACUCGACCCAUCCGGUUGAAAUGGCUACGAAUUACUGAGCGCCUACGAUACCUAUUACGCUGUCGAAAUUCUGAUAUUUCAGAGCGCAAACAUACCAAAUCCACUUGCAUUGGAUACAUAAAGAAGCGGAAGCAUACAUUUUGUUCGUGGACAUUUGGAAUUGUCGCCAUCGUUAUGAUAACAGUUAUCAUUGUACUGCAAACCAAAGCAGAUUUCAGCUAA